GCUAACUGCCUUUACCUUUUUUUAUCCUUCACAGCUCAACAAGCAGCAAUUACAGAUACUAAAGGAGCAUUUCCAGCUCUUCCUGAAUGGGGAGACACAAAUUGUAGCAGAUGAAGCAUUUUGCAACGCUGUGCGAAGUUAUUAUGAGGUUUUUCUCAAGAGUGACCGAGUUGCCCGAAUGGUUCACAGUGGAGGAUGCUCUGCAAAUGACUUUAGAGAUGUUUUUAAGAAAAACAUAGAAAAGAGGGUCCGAAGUUUGCCAGAGAUUGAUGGAUUAAGCAAGGAGACAGUGUUAAGUUCUUGGCUAGCCAAAUACGAUGCCAUAUACAGGGGAGAAGAGGACUUUUGCAAACAGCCGAAUAGAAUGGCAUUAAGUGCUGUAUCGGAACUUAUUCUGAGCAAGGAACAGCUUUAUGAAAUGUUUCAACAGAUUCUAGGGAUCAAAAAAUUGGAUCACCAGUUGAUUUAUAAUGCCUGCCAACUGGAUAAUGCAGAUGAACAAGCAGCUCAGAUCAGACGUGAGCUAGAUGGACGUCUACAACUGGCAGAACAAAUGGCAAAGGAGAGAAAAUUUCCAAAGUUUGUAGCGAAAGAAAUGGAGGGCAUGUAUAUAGAAGAGUUGCGGUCUUCAGUGAAUUUGUUAAUGGCAAAUUUGGAAAGUCUUCCAGUGUCUAAAGGUGGCCCAGAAUUUAAAUUGCAGAAGUUGAAGCGAUCACAGAAUUCAGCUUUCUUGGACAUAGGUGAUGAAAAUGAGAUUCAGCUGUCAAAAUCUGAUGUGGUUCUCUCAUUCACACUAGAGAUUGUAAUAAUGGAAGUGCAGGGUUUAAAGUCAGUAGCUCCCAAUCGGAUUGUUUACUGCACAAUGGAAGUGGAAGGAGGAGAGAAACUUCAGACUGAUCAGGCAGAAGCUUCAAGGCCACAAUUUUGCCACAGAGUCUGAGAUCUUUGGCUUGUGUAGUACAACAUUUUUCCUCUGUCAGUGGUCAGUACAAGAUGACAUACUGCAAAUGGAAGGCCAAACCACUACUCCUUCACAAUACUGCAUCAUAACAAAUUUACAGUUGUGUAUAUGGAUAUGGCAAGAUCUAAAACAUGCUCAGCUCAGUCUCGGUUAUGUUCCGUUAACUGGAAAGCAUACCAUGCUGUUUUAUUUAGGCCACACAUCAGGUCCAUGUACUUUCAGAUCUCAUUUUGUCUGAGCAGACUUCAGUCAUCAUCUCUUUCAAACCAUUUUUCUGGCAUGCUCCCUGGGCAUGGAUACUCUGUCUAGUAACCCUUCUGGAAGUGGUACCCUGUGGUCCAGCUCAAGUGUCAACCUCUCCCUCACUAAGACACCUCAGUAUCUUAAGGUUAUCAUUUCUUUCAGCUAUGUUCUAGUUAGCAUUCCAAAUCAUCAUUUAUCCCAUCAAGGACAAGUCAUAAUUAAAGCACAUAGACUUGCUAAACAAUUUCUGAAAACAGUGAUAACAGGGAAGGUAUGCAAGUUUAGACAAAAUGGCUAACAGUUACACAACAGUCAGUUCAGGGCUUCCUUCUAACACAGUGUCCCUUGCAGACAGUGACCUUUGCCUUUGGCUGUGACAGCAGUCAGACAGGUUCCCCUUCCAUGCCAAAAUCUUUGCUUCUCUUGGAAUUUGUGUGUUUUUAAAGAUGUGACUUCUUGCUUCCUUUUCUGGGGAACAGGAAUUUUUCCAAACCCCUUUCCCAGAAGAUCGUCUGAAAUAGUGGAUUCCUUCAAUUCAGUGACCCUUAAGAUAGCCAGGCUGUUCUAAAUAAGAGGGCAUAUGAACAGUACACAUGCCAAGAACUGUGCAAAGGAGAAGAGUUGAGCGAUCAUAAGAAAAGAUGAGAUUACAGAGGUGUAUAUGUUGCCAAAUCUCUAGGCUUCUGUAAAUCUUAGGACCAGCAGAUGUUUGAUAAGUAGAAGUACCACUAAAAGCUGAUGUCAUUUUUGUGAUUUUACAAUGCUAACAUAUACAUGUUGAGCCUGGAUAAAAAAUGGCAUUAAGAAAAAUCUCAAGAAACCUUAACUUCCAGCUUUGUAGUACAGUUGAUCAACCUGUCCUUUUAUACCAGAUGUAAGCAAACUACAGCCCUCCUUAGAGCUAAAGCCUUGCCUCUGAAGAAUGUAUUUUUCUGCACUGGCAUGUUGUUACUGUUGACAAAAGAGAAAUCCAGCAAAACAGCAUGGAGGAAACAGAAAUACAUUGAAAAACAAACAGAUAGCUUAGAAUCAUAGCUAGGCCAGACACUUUUCCUCACUAGUAGAUGUUUAUUUAACUGAAGCACUGACCUGUCAAAGUUAAAAGAGAGUAUCAAAUCAUUUUAUGUGCUUGACAUUAAAACUAGGGAAGAUUUUAAACAUGCAAGGUAUGUCUGUGUGAUGGAAGGCAGUGCUUUUCAGAGAUUCCCCAUUCAAGAUUUGUGCGUGCUUGCUCUCAAACCAGAAGUGGGGUAAGCUACAUUACUGUGGAGCUGCAUCCAGGCCAAUAUACUCUGCUGAACUAUCACUUAAAGAUGUAAUACAGGAGAUAUGCAGUGUGCUGCUUUCUGCAGAUAGCAGAAUGGAACUGUGAGGGAAUGUGGAAAAAAAUAAGAUGAGCUGAAUUGGAGGUCAGUACAUAACUCUAAGAUAAUGAGGUUUCCAAAUCACCUGCUUGUCAGAGGGGCAUUCAUUGAGCAUCAUCACUGUUUGGUAUGGCUAAUUCAGAGAUACAGGGAGAAAAAAGUACAAAGACUUAAUUUUAGUAUUCAGAAUUUGAAACCCAGUACUAGUGGUCUAUCUGUGGCUCCAAGGAUUUUGAAUUCAGAUUGAUUAAAUGUUUAGAAUGGUAUCUGAAAAUAAAAAUCUAAAUUGAGGUCACUUAAGUGUGGAGAGUCAAUCAGAAUUUUACUUGAAUAAAACCUGAACAAGGACUUCAGAAUAUGUCCAUUAGGCCAAAAUUUGGAAAAUGUUGCUUGUGAAACGAAUGAAAAGAUUUUUUUUUUCUUUUAAACAUGCAUUUCAGUUUUCUAAAGAAUUAUUAAAGACUAUCAUGAGAUCAGUAAAGAAAUUAGGAAGGAUGUUCUUUCAAAGAGAAAAAUAAAAUAAAUUAUAGUCUAACAAAUAAGAAAAUAAUUAGUUUUAGGGCUAAUGUUUUAGGUUAGCCUAUAUUAUAUGGGUUAAAAGUUGAUGUAGUUUCUCAUUGCCUCCAACUGAAUUUUUUUGUGAACUUUACAUGCUGUUGAAUGUUUUAUAUAAACAGGUUUUCCUCUUUUAAAAAACAUAGGUAAAGUUCCACAGUGUAUGUAGACUAAUGCAGUAAUGCAUUAAUCAGGAAAGGUAUUUAGGACAGAUUCUCAAUUCCAGCCUAUUAUAGGCAUAUGAUUCUGUGGCUUACUAAGGCCUACUUUUCAUUCAGUUGUAUAAAUUGAUUACAGUUGUACUGCUUCAUCUCAUGCCAGCCCUAUUAAAGUUUUAUUACUGCCUGUGAAAUAUUUCUUCCAACUGUUUCCUGCCUGUUAGUCCUUCAAAAAAGCCCACCAGCAUGGCCAAUGACCUUUUCUGCCAGAGAUCUGUAAGCAGAACCUUUAGAAGAACUCCUUCAGCAAUAUCAAGCUAAGCAAAGCUUUGUUGCUUUGACACCCUAGGGGGCCUCCUCUCAAAAUAAAGGAUAUCUGAUGCUCAUUUCAGUUUCUUCAACUGUUACUGAUGUUGCUUCUCAAUUUGAUGGUAUCCUCUACA
Alligator sinensis (Chinese alligator) is the source of this 3724-nucleotide messenger RNA. RefSeq names its product calcium-dependent secretion activator 2-like. Bases 179 to 940 code for a protein of 253 amino acids. Gene Ontology annotation, biological process: positive regulation of exocytosis; synaptic vesicle exocytosis; dense core granule exocytosis. The transcript is spliced from 6 exons. Lineage: Eukaryota; Metazoa; Chordata; Crocodylia; Alligatoridae. The record is from RefSeq and is a predicted model, not a curated record. Gene Ontology annotation, cellular component: glutamatergic synapse.